AUGCUCAUCACGACCGCACUCGUAGCCGUGGUCAUGCUCGUCGUGUGGACAACAUCGGUGCUGUGGAUCAUCCUCUUCUUGAUCGUUUUCGGGGCAGUCGAGGUGAUCUACCUGUCAUCCACUGCGGAGAAGCUGGCCAAGGGAGGAUGGGUUCCCUUCGCCAUCUCGUCCUUCUUCGUGGUGGUGAGCCUCAGCUGGAACUACGGCAGGCGCAUGAAAUACGAGUUCGAGGCCAAGAACAGGAUCAGCUCGCACGACUUCAAGAACUUGUGCUCGAGCUUGGAAGUCACACGAGUUCCCGGCCUCUGCCUCUUCUACAGCAACCUCAUCCACGGCGGAGGCCUCCCUCCGCUCAUGGGACACUACAUGCGAGCGGUGGGAUCCUUGCACGAGGUGGUCAUCUUCCUCACCAUCCGGGUGGUGCCCGUCAAGACGGUCCUGGAGAGCGAGAGGCUGUUCGUCGCGCGUGGCAGCGGCGUCAAGGGACUCUAUCGCUGCGUUGCUCGCUACGGCUACCUGGAUCACGUCGACAUGGUGAAAGAGGAGUUCGUGGAUCAAGUGAUCGCCAGCUUGGUGGACCUCAUUCGAUCGGAGUACGAGGAGAAGUCCAAGGAGCUGGAGGGGAGGAGCAGCGGUGAGGCGGCGGCGGCGCAUUGCGUGAUGGAGUGCGCGGCUGAGAUGGAGAUGGUGGAGCUGGAUGUUGCGAAGCGGAGGGGCGCUGUUCACGUCGUGGGUCACAGCAUUCUCGACACGGGCAGCCGCAGCUGGUUCAAGAGGAUGGUCGUGAACAAGAUCUAUCGCUUCCUCCAUAGCUCCUGCCGCUCGGCCGUGUCCACCUUUCGCAUCCCAUCGUCGCGCCUUCUCGAGCUCUCCAUGGUCUAUGAAACUUGA
Molecule: messenger RNA, 891 nt
Organism: Selaginella moellendorffii
Lineage: Eukaryota; Viridiplantae; Streptophyta; Lycopodiopsida; Selaginellales; Selaginellaceae
Product: potassium transporter 6-like
Exons: 1
Coding region: 1-891 (296 amino acids)
Biological process (GO): potassium ion transmembrane transport
Cellular component (GO): membrane
Molecular function (GO): potassium ion transmembrane transporter activity
Source: RefSeq, a predicted model, not a curated record